Sclerotinia borealis F-4128 is the source of this 240-nucleotide messenger RNA. Lineage: Eukaryota; Fungi; Ascomycota; Leotiomycetes; Helotiales; Sclerotiniaceae. The record is from the annotation of a GenBank genome assembly.
AUGUUUGACAUCGAUCCCAAGGCUCGAAAAGAAGUCACGACCGCGCUUAUUAACUCCGGGAGCGCCGCUGUCGGACGAGUGGUUGCCGCCGCCCACUCCUCUGUUAAGAAGCGUGGCGAUCUGAAAUUGGCGCGAGAGAAACGCGAGGCUAAGGUUGCAGGGAAGACUGAAAUGAAGGCUGCUAAGGAGAAGAAAAAUACCACUGUUCGUGCUCAAUACCCACAAUUUCUAAGAAGCUGA